This is a messenger RNA of Ficedula albicollis (Collared flycatcher), 2129 nucleotides long. RefSeq names its product glutamate receptor ionotropic, NMDA 2D-like. The annotation marks the transcript as partial. Gene Ontology annotation, biological process: synaptic transmission, glutamatergic; long-term synaptic potentiation; monoatomic ion transport. The transcript has 12 exons. The record is from RefSeq and is a predicted model, not a curated record. Gene Ontology annotation, molecular function: NMDA glutamate receptor activity; transmitter-gated monoatomic ion channel activity involved in regulation of postsynaptic membrane potential. NCBI's taxonomy places the organism in Eukaryota, Metazoa, Chordata, Aves, Passeriformes, Muscicapidae. Gene Ontology annotation, cellular component: plasma membrane; postsynaptic membrane; NMDA selective glutamate receptor complex.
GCGCAGUAGCGCUUACACCAUGAGCUCUCCUGUACUGGUAUUUACUGGUGGUUACUGGUAUCCCCUUAGGGCGCAGCGGCGCUGGCACCAUGACCCCCCCCGUGCCCGUCCCCGCCGGCAGCAUGCUGCUCGCCCUGGCCCUGGCCUGCGCCAGCCCCUUCCUGGAGCCGCCGGCGGCGCCGCGCCGCACGCUGAACGUGGCCGUGAUCCUGAGCGGCGCCUCCUACGGCCCGGCCGGGCCGCGCCUGGCGCCCGGAACCUUCCAGAACCUGUCCCUGGAGGUGAACCCCGUGGGGGUGGUGCUGAACGACACCAACCCGCGCAGCCUGAUCGUGCGCCUGUGCGACGUGCUCUCCUCGCUGCGCAUCCACGGCGUCGUCUUCGAGGACGACACGCGCUCCGAGGCCGUGGCGCAGAUCCUGGACUUCAUCUCGGCGCAGACCUCGGUGCCCAUCAUCGGCGUCAACGGCGGCUCCGCCAUCGUGCUCACGCCCAAGUCCUGUCUAGGGGCACCCAAAUGUGCCCAGAUGUGCCCAGCCCAACCCCAACCGUGUCUAGUGUCACCUGAAUGUCCCCAACCUGACCCCAACCAUGUCUGGAGCCGCCUGAACGUCCCCAACCCAACCCCAAACAUGGGCAAGGGCGCCGAGGCGCUGCUGCGCGACUACGGCUUCAUCCCCGAGUUCAGCAACGACUGCCGCGCGCCCAACGCCAGCCAGAUGGGCGACAACCUGCACAGGUAUUUCAUGAACAUCACGUGGGGCCAGAAGGAUUUCUCCUUCAACGAGGACGGGUACCUGGUGAACCCCUCGCUGGUCGUCAUCUCCCUCAACAAGGAGCGCACCUGGGAGGUGGUGGGCAGCUGGGAGCGGCAGGUGCUCCGGCUCAAGUACCCGGUGUGGUCGCGCUACGGGCGCUUCCUGCAGCCGGUGGAGGACGGGCGGCACCUGACGGUGGCCACGCUGGAGGAGCGGCCGUUCGUCAUCGUGGAGAGCACCGACCCCGCCACCGGCACCUGCAUCCGCGACUCGGUGCCCUGCCGGCGCCAGCUGAACCGCACCGCCAGCCCCCCCCCGUUUGAGAAGAAGUGCUGCAAGGGUUUCUGCAUCGACAUCCUGAAGCGGCUGGCGCGGGCGCUGGGCUUCACCUACGACCUGUACCUGGUCACCAACGGCAAGCACGGCAAGAAGAUCGACGGCGUCUGGAACGGCAUGGUGGGCGAGGUGGGGCCCAGAGCACCCCGGGACGCCCCCAAAAUAACGAUCCCCCAAAUCCUGACUGGCAUCCUCCAAAACCCCCAGAUCCCAACCGGCAUCAGCGUCGUGGUGUCCCGCAGCAACGGCACCGUGUCCCCCUCCGCCUUCCUGGAGCCCUACAGCCCGGCCGUGUGGGUGAUGAUGUUCGUCAUGUGUCUCACCGUGGUCGCCGUCACCGUCUUCAUCUUCGAGUACUUCAGCCCCGUGGGCUACAACCGCAGCCUGGCCAGUGGCCAACGCGCGGGCGGCUCCACCUUCACCAUCGGUAAAUCCAUCUGGCUGCUCUGGGCGCUGGUGUUCAAUAACUCGGUGCCGGUGGAGAACCCCAAGGGCACCACCAGCAAGAUCAUGGUGCUGGUCUGGGCCUUCUUCGCCGUCAUCUUCCUCGCCAGCUACACCGCCAACCUGGCGGCCUUCAUGAUCCAGGAGGAGUACGUGGACACGGUGUCGGGGCUGAGCGACCGCAAGUUCCAGCGGCCCCAGGAGCAGUACCCCCCGCUCAAGUUCGGCACGGUGCCCAACGGCAGCACGGAGAAGAACAUCCGCAGCAACUACCCGGCCAUGCACAGCUACAUGGUGCGCUACAACCAGCGCGGCGUGGAGGACGCGCUGCAGCACCUGAAAACGGGGUACGGGGGGAGAAACGGGGGGGAAAAUGGUGAGACUGUGGNUGACAGCGAGGACACGGAGGGGGUGACACCCCCGGCUGCUGAGGUGGCAGCAGCGAGGACAAGGACACGCUGCGGUGGCAGCAGGGACAGUGACCCCACCGCCGCGGAGGCCACGCCCGGUCCCCGAGGGUGGCACUGUGACCCCAAAACCCCCGAGGACACCACGGCGUCCCCUCCCCCGCCCCGGGGGUGGCACCGCCGG